Ectocarpus sp. CCAP 1310/34 is the source of this 321-nucleotide messenger RNA. The record is from the annotation of a GenBank genome assembly. Lineage: Eukaryota; Phaeophyceae; Ectocarpales; Ectocarpaceae.
GACACAUAGACGUGUUGAGUGAGGAUAGCUGUAUACUGAAACCCCAAGGGUUGAGUGAGGUUUGAGAUUGCCAGACACAUGGACGGGUUGAGUGGGGAUAGCUGCAAACUGAAACCCCACGGGUUGAGUGAUGUUGAAGUGCCGGACACAUGGACGCGUUGAAUGAGGAUAGACACAUGCUGAACCUCACAGGUGAUUUGUAUUGGAGAUUGCCGGACACAUAGACGUGUUGAGUGAGGAUAGCUGCAUACUGAAACCUCACAGAUGCAUUGGUUUUUGCCAGACACAUAGACGCGCUGAGUGGAGAUAGCUACAUACUGA